Molecule: messenger RNA, 999 nt
Organism: Paramecium sonneborni
Lineage: Eukaryota; Ciliophora; Oligohymenophorea; Peniculida; Parameciidae
Source: the annotation of a GenBank genome assembly
AUGUGUUAAGAGGAAACAACGUAAGUAUUGUUAAGAGAAUUAAGAUUGAAAACGACUAUUGAUUAAUUAAACAAAAAUUUAAAAUAGUAACAAGAAAAUUAAAGAAAAAUAACUAAUGAAAUUAAUUAGUUUAAAUUUGAAUUAUAAAGCAAAGAACAUAUAAUUUCAGAGUUAAAGAAUUAAUUAUAAUAACAAUAAUAAUAGAAUAAUGAGAUUAUUAAUGAAUUGAUAGAAUAAAAAAAUUAAAACAUAUAGAAUUCAGUUUAUGAUAAGGAUUAUAAAUCAGAAUUGAAUAAAAUUACCAAAGAGAAUGAGGAAUUAAAAAACAAUCUUAAGGGAGUAAACUUUCAGUUGAAUAUUUAGAAGGAAAAAGAAUCUUAAUAGAUAAAAGAAAUCGCUAGUUUAAGGUAGAUGUAAUCAAAUUUAUCAGUUGAGAUAGAGAGAUUAUAAAAUAAAAUAAAUGAAUUAAAAUUAGAAUUAUUGAAUCAUUAAUAGGAGAGCUAAAAUAAAGUGUAAGAAAAAGAAGGGAAGAUUAGUUAAUUAAUGAAUUAAUUGUCACUUUUAAAAAAUUAAGAUAUAAUAUAUAAAUUUGAAUAAAAGUAUGUAUAAUAAUGGAGAUGAGAAAUUUUUAAAGGACAUUUAGUUGAAAAAUAAUUAAAUAACAAUGUUAUAAAAUGAAAACAAUUAAUUAGUGAAAUUAAUAGAGUCUUUAAAGAAUGAACAAAGUAAAAAAAUAGAAUAUAUGUAGUUUAAAAUUAAGGAACAGAAUAAAUAAAGAUAAAAUAGUUGGAAUCAGAACUAAAGAAUUUAUAAUCAUUUAGAUAUGACAGUCCUCUUGUAGUUUUAUUUAAUCUUUUAGAGGAUCGUUUAUCAAAAUAAUAACAAAAGAGUUUUAAAAAAGGUAAAAGAAUUUUGGGCAUCCUAAUUAAAAUAAUGGACAGAGGGAUUCGAAGAGUUAAAAUAAGCAUUUUCUGGUUUAAAGAUUUUAUUAAAGUAUGA